Molecule: messenger RNA, 2326 nt
Organism: Cydia fagiglandana
Lineage: Eukaryota; Metazoa; Arthropoda; Insecta; Lepidoptera; Tortricidae
Product: carbohydrate sulfotransferase 4-like
Exons: 4
Coding region: 1054-2307 (417 amino acids)
Biological process (GO): N-acetylglucosamine metabolic process; sulfur compound metabolic process
Molecular function (GO): N-acetylglucosamine 6-O-sulfotransferase activity
Source: RefSeq, a predicted model, not a curated record
AUCUACGUACCGUAUUUUAAAUUCACCUCAGUCAUGUAUUACACCACUUGUACAAUGUGGGCUAUGCUCAGAACUCAGAAGAAUUGUUUGGCAUUGGCCCACAGCUGCUUUUUGCAACUUCACCCUUUCGAUGGCGGCAAAGCGAUCAUAUUUGCACGCUGGAACAUUGCCACCGACCCACUGAGCGGAUUCUCUAUGCCUGCCUAAGCCUCAAAUCGCAGAAUGAUAUGAAUUUACUCGUAAGGCCAUUGUAGCCGUAAACAUUUUAUGAUUGUUAUCACCAGUUAAAUCGAUUAACUUGAUAUAAUUAAUGUAUAAUAUAUUAUAAUAUAAUGUUACUCGUACUUCAUGAGGAGGUAUACCUACUUGCGAAUUAAUAGUGGGUCUAUUCUAUUCUUGUGCCAGUCUUUUAAUUUCCACAUACGACGCAUUAUUUUUUAUUUGGCUGAGAUAAGUGAUUCUAGGUCUCCCUUCUUCUCUUCUGGCACAAGAAAGAAAUGAUUGGCGAUUGCUCCACCGAUAAGAGCAAAGCUCUUAAGUUAUGAUGAUGAUGCUAUUCUAUUCGCAGUGUUGUGUGUAGAAUCAGAAUCUAUACUUUUCCUUUACAUAGAGAUUGGUAAAGAACAUUAUUGUCAAGGCGAGUAAUAGGUAUAGCAAUUUGCAUAACAUUUUGUCUUUUUGUAUUUGAUUCACUGCCGGAUACCCGAUUAGCUUCUCUUCGCUUCUUCAGUUUCAGUUCAGUUUCAGGGAUACAGCUCCGUAAUAGUUCACAGACCGGUCCGGAUGUCCGUCUUUGGCGUUUACCUAACUGGUGAAUUCGCGGAUCAAAUCUGGUUAGCUAAUAAAAUAAAAUAAUCGAGACAACAUAAAAUUGACAUACAUAGUUAUUGUUCUGAUAACAAACUCCAAAUAUUUUGCCACGAUUAUACAGUCUAAAUACGAUUUUUUUUGAAUUACCCUAAGACGUGGAUUAUACAGCCAAGGAACCGUGAAAUUUUGUUAACCUAGUGUAUUCCAUAUUUACCUUCAUUAGCCAGAGAUUACAAGUGCACAAUGCUGUUGAGAUUUAACUUUUAUUCGACAUUUUUCACAAUCUGCAUCAGUGUAUUGUUAAUUCUUGCUGUAACUCGAUAUAAAGACAACACAAAGCACCGUUCAUGUCCAGAGAGGCCCAGGAAUAGUAACAACUUCCUGACGGUAGGAGAUGAAGAACAAUGGAACAACCCGCACGUCGCCUCACCAAACAUUGACGAUAUACUCCAGGAGACUAGAGUGAAAAUUGCAUUAGAGCUAUCGAAUUACAACUUCACAAAUUCAGCGGCAAAAAACCUGCAGGAAUUACUGCUGGAAUCGGGGGGGCAGCCUCUACGAAGCCUCGUUAUAUCAACGUGGAGGUCUGGCUCAACAUUCCUAGGUGAUAUUUUGAAUGCGAUGCCUGGAAACUUCUACCACUUUGAGCCAUUUAUGAAUGUCAAAGUAUAUCAGAUCAGAGGCCCACCGGAAGCAGAAAAAGCAAUAAUAACAGUCAAGACCUUGUUCAAAUGUGAUUUCGACAUCUUUUUACACGGAUAUUUGGAAGAUUACCUUCGUAAUAAGGUGGUACCAUGGUACCAGUUCAGACACAAUGAUAGAUUAUGGAAGCACGUUAAAUACCACAGAGAUCUGUUUUUCGAUCCUAUGUUCAUUUCUAACUUUUGUAAGUUGUUCCCUUUCCAAAGUAUGAAACUGGUGCGCUUCCGGCUACGACUGGUGCAGGAAGUCCUGGAUGAUCAUGAUCUCAAUGUAAAAGUGGUAUUGUUGGUUCGCGACCCCCGGGCGGUCAUGCAGUCCCGACAAGGCAAAGGCGUGGAGUUCUGUAAAAAAACAAGCCCAGAUUGCUCUCGGCCCGAACUGCUCUGCGCUGACAUGAUAAGCGACUAUAUAGCUGCGAAAAAACUUCAGCAUCAAUACCCAAACCGCCUUGUGGUACUGCGUAUGGAAGAUUUAUCUUUAGACCCCAAAAGCAUGACGCUCCAAUUAUUCAAGUUCUUAGGCCUCAGCAUGACGCCUGAAGUUGAGCAGUUUCUGGCCUCGCACACCACCCUGCAGGUGGGGGGAGCCUACGCCACCUUCAGAGUGUCCCGCGAUGUACCGUUCAAGUGGAAGAAUAUUUUACACUAUGACUACGUUGAGGAGAUACAGACGGCAUGCAAGCAGGCUAUGGAGUUGUGGGGAUAUCGCUUGGCGCACAACGCUACGCACAUGGCAAGCAAGGAGUUUUACCCACUGGACACAUUCAAUUACUCAACGGUUUUAAGAAGCAAAUAAAAAGUAACCUUUUUUUUCA